GUCCUUGACAUCUUCCGAGGAUCCUCAAGAGAGUCAAACAAGAAAGGCCAAAGGUCAGGUCACAGGGAGCUAAUGAUCCGGUGAAGUGCCUGGCUACGGUGAAUGCCUCUACGAACAAGGCAAUAUCCGUCCGUUUAUUUCGUGGCGCGACGCGAUUCAGUCGAACCAGCCUGAACAUACCUGACCUAGCCGAGCAAAUCCAGCGGAAGGUACACAACCCCAGCAACCUCAGAACAACCAGUAUAUAAGCCCCAAUGCAUCCUACUCCGGCAAUCCUCUACCAAAACCCAGCCCCAAAAACUUAGCUAGCUCAUCCUCAACCUGCACCAAAAUGUCCACAGCCGAAAUCAAAUACCCCCUGGAGGGCAACACACGAAUCGAAAUCGAGGUGAGCAAAGUACUCGACGACGCCAUGAUCCCCAACUUCAUCUGGGGUCAAGGCGUGCAUCUCAUGAUGGGCAUCAAAGAUAAAUGGGAUACACCGGGCUGGGUAGUGCGCGACAAAGACAUCCAACUAGCCGCACAUGUGUUGAGUUGUACCUUCCACAUCGGAAAGCCCUAUUCCGCACGCAAGCCCGAGGAAAGAAAGACCCCCACGCCGGGCGAAUACUGCUUCGAAUACGGAGUGUUCGGGGUGCAAGAGAUCCAUCUUCACAAGAAGAGUAGUCGAUGUCCCAGUUUCCCGGACCCUCCUCUAGAUAAUCCGGGCAAGAAUGACCAGUAUUACAUGCUCACUUCGGAUAGACGUCUACCGGUGUCGCGUAUUGUCCAGGUGCGCGAUAUGCCGGAGGAGAAUUACUAUCCCGUGAAGAUGCCCGUGCCGGCGAGAUACGUGGAGAAUCUUGUCCUGUUCUGCGCGUGGAAUCUGGCUGUGGUGGAUAUUCCGGAUCCUUAUUAUGAUACGUUGGUUUAUCUGGCGAGGGGGAUGGGUUUGGAUAGUACGAAUUAUUCGUAUGUCGAGCCGAAGGAGUUGCAACCGCCGUUUGAUCGGUUCAUGAAGAUACUGGAUCUUGAUGCUAGUAGGCAUGGCGAGGAGGGUCUGAAGAGUGAUCUGUGUCAUCGCAGGUCUUAUCGAUUUCUGUGUGAGAUUCUUAUGGCGUUGAGGAAGAUGAGGCAAGUGCAGCGGGAUAUGGAUGAAUCGCUGCGCUAUUGGCCGCCGAUGGAACGGGGGCUGGAAGCUAAAUGUGAGGCUAUGGAUUUGGAAUAUGAGGAUCUGCAGGACCCGGACGAGACGCCCAUGCUUCAUCAUGAUUUGGUUGCGGCGUUGGCUAGUAGGAAGUGGAGGUAUUCUCCGGUUGAGUGUGCUAGCACGUAGCUUAAAUUGACUAUGAUAUACUUGGGAGAACCGCAAUGGCUAG
Aspergillus piperis CBS 112811 is the source of this 1358-nucleotide messenger RNA. RefSeq lists its product as uncharacterized. The transcript is spliced from 3 exons. Lineage: Eukaryota; Fungi; Ascomycota; Eurotiomycetes; Eurotiales; Aspergillaceae. The coding region runs from base 332 to 1315 and encodes 327 amino acids. The record is from RefSeq and is a predicted model, not a curated record.